Molecule: messenger RNA, 3729 nt
Organism: Seminavis robusta
Lineage: Eukaryota; Bacillariophyta; Bacillariophyceae; Naviculales; Naviculaceae
Source: the annotation of a GenBank genome assembly
AUGAGUAGCAGAAGAUUGGAUCCAACGGACCGCACGGUCGAUAGUUUUUCAGAUGAACCGCACUUUCCUCCUCCCCCUCGCCUCCCCAGCAGCGGCAAGGCCGGCAGUAGUAGUAGUGCUCGUCGUGUGAGUGCUCGCAGUCGAGAGCUCUUAUCGGAAAGUGCCCGAUCGUCCAUGUGGGAGUCGGCGAGCAGUGAGUUUGGCACCGAAGACGGACGGAGCCGACGCGAGAGUCGUACCCCGGAAUUGGCGCAAGAAGAAGCUCGACAAGUCUUCUGGUCCAAAGUCAUGGUGGCGCUCGUCUUGAUUGGAUCGACCAGUUUGUUGGGGUACUUUGCCUACAAGACGGCGGAACAAGAUGAAGUUAGAGAAUUUGAAAGUCAGUUCCACGCCUUGGCCGACGAAAUUGUGGCUCAAUCCAAGAACAACGCCUACAGUAGCUUUACAGUAUUGGAAUCCUUUAGCAAGACUGUCACCUCCUUGGCUCUCUUUGCCAAUGGAACCUGGCCGUUAGUUUUGCUCCCGCACUUUGAGAUUCGGGCCAGUGACUACCUCGACAUUUCCGGGGCCCAACAAAUUGCCUUUGCUCCCAUUGUCCACGACGAUUCUCGAGAAAGCUGGGAAGCCUACACGGUUGCCAAUCAGGAUUGGAUUCAAAAAGGAUUGGAUCUGGAAUAUGUCCUUCGUCUCUCGGAACGGGAGAAUAAAGAGAACAACAAUCUUGAGGAAGAAGAAGAGGAAAAGAAGAAAAAGACCAUUGCACCUGGAACCAACAUGGCUGGCUUUAGUGUCUUGGGGACUGCCAAACCCAUUCAAGAGUACAUUUGGGAAUACGCUCCCUUGACGCACCGGGCCAUUGUGGAAACCAGCAAGGGGCCCCAUGUGCCGCUCUGGCAAUCCUACCCGGCUCCCCGCAAUUCCUUUGUCGUCAAUUACAACCUACUCAGCAGCCCGGAAUUCACAGAAUUGCUCAAUAGUACCGUCGCCAGUCGCAGAGCCGUCUUGUCCAAUGUCAUUGACAACUUUGUACUGUUUGGGAAUGCCCAAACCAUUGACGUCGAUCCCAAAUCCGUCGUCGUACAGCCCGUCUUUGAAUCCUUUGAAGCCAAGUCCGAUGUCGUGGGAUUCCUCAUUGUCGUCAUUCCCUGGUUCAUUUACUUUAACAAUGUCUUGAACAAUGGGGCCAGUCCUUUGGUUUGCGUCCUCCGCAACUCGUGUGGAGAAGCCUUUAGCUAUCAAGUGGAUGGCCCAAAGGCGAUGUUCAUGGGAGAAGGGGAUUGGCACGAUCCGGCAUUUGAUUAUUUGCAAGUCAAGACACAAUUUGCGGCCUUUUUCCAAGGCGCCAACGACAAGGCGGAACAUCACUAUGCAUUACAUCAUCAAGUCCAAUCGGUCUGCGAGUUUUCGUUGCAUGUCUAUCCGACGCAGGAAAUGGCCAACGCACAUGCCUCCUCGACACCCAUCUACAUUACCCUGGCGGUCAUGGGAGUCAUGACAUUUACGUCCCUCGUGUUUCUCUUGUACGACUUUUUGGUUUCCAAGCGACAGUUGAAGAUUGUGCAGGCGGCAAACAAGACGACUGCCAUUGUCGCUAGUUUGUUUCCGCAAGAAGUGCACGACCGCCUGUUUGCAUCGGCGGCGUUGGGUGGAAACACGAGGGAUGACAGUGUUAGCAGUCACGCGCCCAAGUAUCGAUUACGGACCUUCUUGUCGGACGAAGAAGAGCAAGCGCACAAGAAGAAUCAAAAGCAAAAUGGUGCCGGCGGUGGCGCGGAAAAAGAUGCACCGAUUGCCGAUCUCUUCCCCGAGUGCACCGUCAUGUUUUGUGAUAUUGCAGGAUUUACGGCUUGGUCUUCUGUGCGAGAGCCUUCUCAGGUUUUCAUCCUUUUGGAAAACGUUUACUCCGCGUUUGAUGAGAUUGCCAGCAGGAGAAAGGUCUUUAAGGUCGAAACAAUCGGGGAUAGCUACCUUGCGGUUGCUGGUCUACCAACCCCACGACGAGAUCACGCCCAGGCGAUGGUGAAGUUCGCACAUGAUUGUCUUACGAGGAUGAAGAGCCUAGCAAAGAGCUUGGAGUUGGAGCUUGGCCCCGGAACUGCAGAACUCACGAUGAGAUUUGGCUUGCACAGUGGCCCCGUGACAGCUGGUGUGCUUCGUGGCGAGAAGACCAGGUUCCAGCUCUUUGGUGACACAGUCAACACGGCAAGUCGUAUGGAGAGUACAGGGGAAAGAGAUUUGAUUCAAGUGUCAGAAGAAACGGCUAAUUUGCUCAAGGCUGGAGGAAAAGAUAAAUGGCUGAAACCGCGGGAAACAAAAGUUGUCGCCAAGGGCAAGGGCGAGCUUCAAACAUACUGGGCAAAUCCUCGUUCGUCGUCGUCGGAGUCCAUGUCUUCCCAUUCGAAUUCACACUUCGAAGAAGACGAUCGAUUUGACUUCAGUCUGAGACAGGUUGUUAGUACGCGACAACUUCACGGCUCCAUUGCUUUCAAGAGGGAGCUAGAUCCUAGCCGCAAGCGAAUUGUACACUGGAUUGCUGAGAUUAUGCUGAAACUCUUGAAGCAAAUUGUGGCUCGUCGAGUAGCCGGUGGUGGAACCAUGAUCAAGAACAAUGACGAUGUUUUCUCAUCGCAGUUUGUCGUCAACGGUAAUCCUAUUGACGAGGUCAUUGAUAUCAUCACGCUUCCCAAGUUUGACCGCAAGAUUGCAAAGAAACAAGCCAACUUUGCUUCGGUACAACUUCCAGAAGUCAUUCUUGACCAGCUCCACAGUUUCAUUGCUGAGGUAGCCCUCCUGUACAGAAACAACCCUUUCCACAACUUCGAUCACGCUGGACAUGUAACCAUGUCAGUGAACAAGCUUCUCUGCCGUAUCAUUGCUCCAGAUGUCGAUCCCUCAGAUCAGGAAAACAAGAAGGGUUACGAGUCGAUCAGGCAUGAUCAUACGUAUGGCAUCACUUCGGCCCCUCUUACGCAAUUUGCAGUGGUGUUUUCAGCUCUUAUUCAUGAUGCCGACCAUCCUGGAUUUCCCAAUAUGGUCCUUGUCAAUGAAAAGAACCCUCUCGCCAAAAAGUAUCAAAACAGAAGCGUUGCAGAGCAGAAUUCCUUUGAUUUGUGUUGGGCAAUUCUGAAGAAAGACAAGUAUGCCAGCCUCCGUGGUUGCAUCUAUACAACAGAGGAAGAGAUGAAACGCUUUAGACAGCUCGUUAUCAACACUAUCAUCGCCACCGACAUUUCGGAUAAGACUCUCAGUGCACAACGAAAGGCUCGGUGGAAUCUUGCCUUCGCGGGUGAAUGUGAUCGGCAGAAGUUCGAGGACUGCUCCGAAGGAUUGUGUGAUGAGUCUGCUCUUGUCUCCGUCAACAGAAAGGCCACAAUUGUGAUCGAACAUCUAAUUCAAGCCUCUGAUGUUGCCCAUACAAUGCAGCAUUGGCACAUUUACCAGAAAUGGAAUGAGAAACUCUUCAAGGAGAUGUACGAAGCUUACCAAGAUGGCAAGCUGGAGAAGGACCCUUCCCUGGGCUGGUAUGAAGGGGAGAUUGGAUUCUUUGACUUCUACAUCAUCCCUCUCGCGAAGAAGCUUAAGGAAUGCGGAGUCUUUGGUGUGUCCAGUGCAGAGUACUUGCAGUAUGCUCUUGCGAACAGGAGGGAGUGGGAGAUGAGAGGGCGCGACGUCGUGAGAGAAUUCGUCGCCAAACACACCAUUUCGAGCAUCGAAGAAGCAUUGGAAUAG